CCCUCCCUUCUAUUCUACAAUCUGAGCCGCCUGGGGACGAUCACACACACAACUACCGAGGAAUAUGGCACUGGCAGGAAAGCAGUAUGAGGGAUCCGUGAACAAUUCCAGACCUGACAUGUGGAUUUCAGCUGUUCCUAAUGGGAAAGAUGACAUUAUCACAAGCCUUGUAUCUGCCUUAGAUUCAAUGUGCACCGCACUUUCCAAACUGAAUGCUGAAGUAGCCUGCAUCGCAGUUCAUGAAGAAAAUUCAUUUAUUGUUGGGACCGACAAGGGGAAGAUUUUUUUAAACUCCAGAAAAGAGCUUCGGACAGAUUUCCAGCGGUUUUGCUUGAAUGCCCUCAGAAAGGAGCAAGAGAAUGAUGUGCAAAGGAGAAGCAGGGACUGUGUCUGGAAUGUGCAACGAGUUUCCCCUGGACCCAGCUCUGAUAUCUACCUUCUGAGAAAGAUGGUGGAGGAGAUCUUUGAUGUGCUUUACAGUGAGGCCAUGGGAUUGUCCAAUGUUGUUCCUGUACCAUAUGAUAAGAUUAUAAAGGACCCUGGCUCAUUAGUGGUGCUUGGCUUUCCUGAUGGGAUCCAUUUGCAGAAGCCUUCUGAAUAUAAUCUAAAAAGCCUAAUGCUUAUUUUAGAGCACAGUCAUCGUAUCCGAUUUAAGCUGAAAAGAGCAACUGAAGAACCAAACAGAGACACAAAGCCUUGUUCAGAUUUCAACUGCUCCCCUGUUACCACAGCAAAAGUUGUUCCAGAUGCAGGUCUAAGUCCCAAGGUCUCCAAACCAACAAAUCACGAUAAUCCAUCUGGUGUACCAAACUUCAUGUACAAUGUCCCUCUACCUACCCAACUUUGUAUGGAACUAAAACAGGAGGCCCCAUCAAAUAUCCCUCUACAUAACCCUGUGAAUGAGGUACUUACCCACAUGUCACCAGGAGAACAGAAGCAGGACUUCCAAGAAUGUUCUGGUCCUCAGCCUUCUGUACCUGGCAGCAGUCUCAGGCAAAAUGUCCAUGCCUCAAAACGUGUCCUUUUCUCAAUAGUUCAUGAUAAAACAGAAAAAUGGGACAAUUUUAUUAAGGAAACAGAGGAUAUCAAUACCCUCAGGGAGUGUGUACAAAUCCUGUUUAACAGCAGAUAUGCUGAAGCAUUAGGCCUUGAUCACAUGGUGCCUGUGCCGUACAGAAAAAUUGCCUGCCAUCCAGAAGCAGUAGAGAUAAUGGGAAUACCCGAUAAAAUCCCUUUUAAACGCCCAUGUACUUAUGGAGUGCCAAAACUCAAGAGAAUCCUGGAAGAUCGGCACAGUAUUCAUUUCAAAAUCAAAAGUAUGUUCGAUCAAAGAAUUUUUGACGAAACAUCAAAAUCUGAAUCCAACUCCCUGGGAGAAGAGGCCGGUAGUGAUGUCCAGAAUAUCACGACCAUGGACAUGCUUGGGAGUAGGCCUGAAAAAAACAGCAUAUCAGAGGAAUGUGAACCAGGGACUUCAAGUGAGCCAAAUGGAAUAAAACAUAUUAAAGUGGAGCAUGAAGAUCAAGAAAUCAUGCAAGUGACCGUGCCAGAGGAAUUGCUUGGCAGUCUGAAAACUCCAGUGAAUUUAGAUAACACCACUUAUGUGCUGGAUACAGGAGCAGUUUCAGACAAAGGACCAUCUAUAAACGCCAGCAAUGCAGAGAAACACAUAGAUGAAGGGAUUGGAGACAUAAUCAGACAAUUAAGAAAAAGAGUAGAGAAUUUGUUCAACAAAAAGUAUGCUAAAGCAAUUGGGGCUUCUCAUCCUGUCAAAGUGCCAUAUUCCAAGUUCUUGAUGAGUCCAGAUGAUCUCUUCGUUUUGGGCCUUCCUGAUGGGGUUUCAUUUCGACGUCCAAACUGCUUUGGAAUCACAAAACUCAGGAGGAUAUUGGAACAUAGUAAUGACAUUCACUUUGUUAUAAAAAGGCCAGAACUAAUUACUGAAGGACUUAAGGAUUGCAUUGAAGAUAGCCCUGGCACUUUAGGAGUCAGUGAUAAAGAUUGUCACAAUUCCCUAUCAGAUGAAUCUACUAAUAGGCCUACUUUCCAAGAGAAUUAUGAUGCCAGAUUGUCACGGAUAGAUAUUGCCAACACUCUACGUGAACAAGUACAAGACCUGUUCAAUAAAAAGUAUGGUGAAGCUCUUGGGAUCAAAUACCCAGUACAAGUACCCUAUAAGCGCAUCAAGAGCAAUCCUGGCUCUGUCAUAAUAGAAGGCUUGCCUCCAGGGAUCCCAUUCCGUAAACCCUGUACUUUUGGAUCACAGAAUCUAGAGCGGAUAUUAGCUGUAGCAGACAAAAUCAAAUUCACAGUGGCAAGGCCAUUUCAGGGACUAAUCCCCAGACCUGAUGAUGAAGAUGCAAACAGAUUAGGCGAAAAAGUUAUCCUACGUGAGCAAGUUAAGGAACUCUUCAAUGAAAAAUAUGGCGAAGCUCUGGGAUUGGGUCGGCCAGUACUUGUACCCUACAAAUUAAUCAGGGAUAACCCUGACUCUAUAGAAGUCACUGGACUGCCAAAUGACAUCCCCUUUAGGAAUCCAAAUACGUAUGACAUAAAUCGGUUGGAAAAAAUCCUAACGGCACGAGAGAAUAUUCAUAUGGUGAUAAUAAAUCAGUUGCAGCCUUUUUCAGAACUCUGUAUUGACCCAGCACCACAAAUACAAAAAGACAGCGUUGCUCCCAAGCGCAAAAGGAAAAGAAUCUCUGAAGGAAACUCGGUGUCAUCAACUGCAUCCAAUUCUUCAUCAUCGUCCUCCUCUUCUUCUUCUAAUGUAGAGCCUAUCUCUUCAACACAUCCUAUGUCGUUAGUGCAGUGGCCUAUGUACAUGAUGGACUAUGGGGGUGUGAAUAUGCAGAUCCCUGGGCAAAUGAACUACUAAUCUUCCUAAAUGGGAGUUUGUCUGAAAUGUGUAAUUAUUGUAUAAAAGAUGUAUAUGAUGAUAUGGUACAAUACUGUUCAUUUUUUUUCCCAAUAAUUUUUACAGUACGUUUCUGGCAUCCAAGAUGGCCUUUUUGGAAUAAAAUG
Molecule: messenger RNA, 3024 nt
Organism: Nanorana parkeri
Lineage: Eukaryota; Metazoa; Chordata; Amphibia; Anura; Dicroglossidae
Gene: GTF2IRD1
Product: GTF2I repeat domain containing 1
Exons: 27
Coding region: 65-2878 (937 amino acids)
Cellular component (GO): nucleus
Molecular function (GO): DNA-binding transcription factor activity
Source: RefSeq, a predicted model, not a curated record